This is a messenger RNA of Malaya genurostris, 1521 nucleotides long. RefSeq names its product la protein homolog (gene La). Gene Ontology annotation, molecular function: RNA binding. The transcript is spliced from 3 exons. Bases 145 to 1401 code for a protein of 418 amino acids. The record is from RefSeq and is a predicted model, not a curated record. Lineage: Eukaryota; Metazoa; Arthropoda; Insecta; Diptera; Culicidae. Gene Ontology annotation, cellular component: cytosol; cytoplasmic stress granule; ribonucleoprotein complex. Gene Ontology annotation, biological process: positive regulation of translation; RNA processing.
UUUGGCAUCGCUGCCUUUGCUUUGGCUGAUUCAUCUUGAUUAUUUUCAAUUUAAGGACACGUGCAGUAAUUUCUUUAGCUCGAAAGGGACAAUUUUACCGGUUUUCAAUCAAACCUAACCUAACUUUUAUCUAAGAAUUUCAACAUGACUGAAGUAGAUACUAAAGCAGCUUCCAUCGAAGAAUCUGGCAAAACAGAUGAUGUUUCUGCGACCGCCAAUGUAGAAGAAGCUGCUUCUGUCGGAACUGAGGAUGAUGUUGCUCAUAUUAGCACAGAUGAUGAAAAAUCAACAGCAAAUAAUGAAGCUUCAGAAAAUGUUUCCAAAUUGGAAGCGUCCAUUAUUCGUCAGUUGGAGUACUACUUUGGCGAUGCGAAUUUGUCCCGAGAUAAAUUCUUACUUGAACAAAUCAUGAAAGAUGACGGUUGGGUUUCGCUGGAUGUAUUGCUGACAUUCAAGCGUUUGAAGUCGCUUUCUGAAGAUAAAAAAGUGAUAGUAGAUGCGAUUGAAAAGUCGGAUGAGGGACUUAUUGAGAUUAGCGAAGAUCGCUCUAAGCUAAGACGUCAUCCGGAAAGGCCAAUACCAGAACAAAAUGAGGCAACCAGGAAAGAAAUUUACUCGCGCACAGUGUAUGUAAAAGGAUUCGCUUCUGAGGAUGGCACUCAGAUGGACGAACUUAUUGAGUUCUUCGAACCAUUUCCAAAGGUUGCUAAUAUUGUGAUGCGCAAGUAUCAUGACAAGGCAACGAAGAAAUAUUUAUUCAAGGGUAGUGUUUUUGUAACUUUUGCUACAAAGGAACAGUGCGCUGAUUUCCUCAGCAAAGAAAAAAUAGUGUAUAAAGGGAAAGACCUGAUUUGCAAAAUGCAAGAUGAUUAUUUUGAGGAAAAGAAAACAGAGCGAAGAAAAAAAGAUAAAAAGAAGCAAGAAGAAAAGCUGGACAUUUCGCAUCUUCCAAAAGGAGCUUGUGUUCAUUUGGAUGGUUUCGGAAAGGAAACUAGUCGGGAGAUAAUAAAAGAGACAAUUUUAAAGUUGGACGAAGCCCUGGAAGUCGCAUUCAUUGAUUAUCAGAAAACUGAUAGUAAUGGUGUCGUAAGGUUCGCAGCUGAAGGUAAUGGAAAAAAGUUUUUGGAAAAAUUGACGGACAGCAAGAUCAAAAUCAACGAAGAAGACAUUACUGCGCGUUUGCUAGAAGGCGAUGAAGAGACCGAAUUUUUACGGAAGGUUGUGAAGGAUCAACAAGCUCGGCGGCAGGCCAAUAAUGCGCGCAAUAAAGGUCGCCAGCAAAAGGGUGGCAAACACAACAGAAACAGUAGUAACAGUAAUGGUAAAAAGCGAAGAAACGAAGAGGAGGUCGCCGAUGACGAACCAGCCAGCAAGAAAUCUGCGAACGAAGUCGAUGCCUAAUUUUUCCUAUUAUGACCUAGACUGUAAGGUUUUGUAUUCUGAAUAUGGCAAUUAGGAUUUAACGAGAACGAUUUAAAAUAGAUUGUCCAAAAUUAUUUUGGAUAUGUUGUAUAAUUUAAA